AUGCUCAACGAAUUGAACGAAGCAGAGAAGAAAAUAGGACUGCGAAUAAAGAGAAAGAAGGCACAGAUCAAGAAGAACGCCUACUGCGAAGACAGAGAAGUAGAACUCGAAGGUUCCCAAAUCGUGGAAACUUCGUCGUACGUAUACCUCGGGCGUUCCAUGGAAAACGACUUGAAGGAAGAACUGAAUAGAAGAAUGAGAGCAGCAUGA
This is a messenger RNA of Necator americanus (New World hookworm), 210 nucleotides long. RefSeq lists its product as uncharacterized. Lineage: Eukaryota; Metazoa; Nematoda; Chromadorea; Rhabditida; Ancylostomatidae. The transcript has a single exon. The record is from RefSeq and is a predicted model, not a curated record. Bases 1 to 210 code for a protein of 69 amino acids.